AGCCAUGUUUUACACAUUUAUUGAUUUUGUUUGUUUUCUCCUGAGCUUAGACUGCUUGUUUUGGUGCUGUUUUUUUUUUUAUUGAGAUGUCUGGACGCGGUAAGCAAGGAGGCAAAGCUCGCGCCAAAGCGAAAUCCCGCUCUUCUCGCGCUGGUCUCCAGUUCCCCGUGGGCCGAGUGCAUCGCCUGCUCCGCAAAGGCAACUACGCAGAGCGGGUCGGGGCCGGCGCGCCGGUGUACCUGGCUGCGGUGUUGGAGUACCUGACUGCUGAGAUCUUGGAGCUGGCCGGCAACGCGGCUCGCGACAACAAGAAGACCCGCAUCAUCCCUCGCCACUUGCAGCUGGCCAUCCGUAACGACGAGGAGCUCAACAAGCUGCUAGGCCGGGUAACAAUUGCUCAGGGCGGCGUCCUUCCUAACAUCCAGGCCGUGCUUUUGCCUAAGAAAACCGAGAGUCACCACAAGGCUAAGGGCAAGUGAUUUGACAGGCAUCUGAGUUUCCGGAAACGCUAUCAAACCCAAAGGCUCUUUUCAGAGCCCCCCUACCGUUUCAGAGGAAGAGCUAACCUCACUGCUUGUACGUACAAGGAAUAAAGGUACUAAGGUUGCAAAAACUUCUCAUUUCAGAGAGAUGCCAGGAUCCCGAGUGCCUGCCAAACCUACCAAUUCUAAGGAAUAAGUGGAUGGAUGGUGUCAAUGUUCCUACAUCACUGAUUGAUUCUGCAUCUGCAAAUUUUUUUAUUAAAAACAUUCUACAUCGUGUGUGGGGGGAUAAGGAGGGUAAAAUGAAGAGAAAGAAUAUUAUUGAGGGGAAGUUCUUCUGAGUACAAAAUGUGUUUAAUUUUUUAAAUAAGUAUUACAUUCACAGGGUUCAAACGAUUUGAAGUAAAAAGAUAAAUAGAAAGAAUCCACUCCUCAACUCACCCCAGGUGAUCACUUUUCUUUUUCUUGUGUAUCUGCCCAGUAUUCAUUCCUGCUAAUAUCAGUCAAUAAUGAAUGAUACGUGUUAUCCACUUUUUUCAUCCUUGCCCAGAUAUCAGACUGUAUACACUGUUCUGCACUUGCCCUUUUCAUAACAAUCUAUCUUGGAGAACUUUCCCUGUGAGAACAUACAGAGCUUCCUGUACAUAGUUGCAUGUAUUGCAUUAUGCAAAUGCAUUAUAUUUUAUGUAACCUGUCUAGUGUUGGUAGGCACUUGAGUUCUUUUAGUCUUUUGCUAUCAAACAGUUCUGGGAUGAUUAACCCUGAUUUACUGCAAAAUUGAAAUUGCUGUGCUAUUCUGCUGGAAUAGUGGUAAGUGAACAGGAAAUUCCAGUCACUCUUGGGCUAGACUCAAGGUUCUUAAAAAUUAUAUGGCCAUCACCAAGUUAGUUGUUUUGAACCUUAAUUUCUUCACCUCUAAAAUGGAGGUAAUACUUACCUUAAUAGACUAUGAGAAUGAAGAUCAUGUAUGUGAAUUGUUUGGUGCUCUAAAGAACACCAGAAAUAAAAUUAUUUUAUUUUGAAAUUAAAUUUAAUUUUAAUUGUACUGUGUGUAAUUUCUUAAUUUUGAAAUUAUUUUAUUUGUAAUGUGCAUAAUCUUAUUUAAUGUAUAAUGUAUAUACUACAUUGUAAUAGAAGCAGAUUUCCCAAAUUCCAGCCUGGCAUGAGGUAAUGCAAAGGGAGAGGAA
This is a messenger RNA of Rhinopithecus roxellana (golden snub-nosed monkey), 1669 nucleotides long. Its product is annotated as histone H2A type 1-C. The transcript is spliced from 2 exons. The coding region runs from base 87 to 479 and encodes 130 amino acids. Gene Ontology annotation, cellular component: nucleosome. Gene Ontology annotation, molecular function: DNA binding; protein heterodimerization activity; structural constituent of chromatin. Lineage: Eukaryota; Metazoa; Chordata; Mammalia; Primates; Cercopithecidae. The record is from RefSeq and is a predicted model, not a curated record.